Molecule: messenger RNA, 621 nt
Organism: Echinostoma caproni
Lineage: Eukaryota; Metazoa; Platyhelminthes; Trematoda; Plagiorchiida; Echinostomatidae
Source: the annotation of a GenBank genome assembly
ACCUCAACCCCGAACCACAAUUCGCACAUCCUUCUUUACCUUCAGGGCAAUUUCGCAAUGGAACGCAUUGCCAGUAUAGAUACCUCGAACCCGAGAGUCACUUCAAGACUUCAAGAUGAGACAGGUCUAACCUUGGAAACAUUUGGAAAGCAAAGACUGUCGAAGCACCGUGUAGCCCACAUUGAGCUCACCUGGUGUAAGAAACUGGACUCCAUCUGGCUCUGCCGCAAGUCCUGUCCUGUCAUCCUGACGUUGCACUCUUGUUUAAAACAUUUUUUAGGACGCGUUAUCAAAAUAAAUACGCGUUACCGCGAUGAGAUAGGUGGUAUUUCAAUGGCAAUUGUACGAUGUAAAGGCUGUGAUAAACAAUGCAAGGGAGAUGUGCUUAAGGUGAAAGAGACAUUCUUUCAUCCAGACUGUUUCCAGUGCUCAGCAUGUGGUAUAUGCUUGGCUGAAAACGGAUACUACUUUAGAGACAACAAUUAUUAUUGCCGGAAGGAUUUCAAGCAAAUUUUCUCAAAGUUAUGCUACAAAUGUGGAUCGUACAUAACGAGUGACAUGGUGUCAGUUUUGGAUAAGUAUUUUCAUCACCAAUGUUUCUACUGUCAUACGUGUCAGUAA